AUAUCACUGGGAUGAAAGGCAUGCUCCACUAUGCCUGGCUAGACUCAACAUUUUAAGAGCCUUUAAAAAAUAUACCUAAAGGCAGAUCACAAGAUGAUAGUUUAGCUAGUUAUCUUGGGUCUCUGGUAGAAUGUGCUAUAUAGAUGUUUAUAGUUAGUUUACCAUUUUGGAGAGAUGGGUAAUUGAACAUUUGUAACUAUAUGUUUCCUUAACAUUAAUCUUAGUAUGAAAAAUGAGAAUCCUUUUAACUGUGACAUUCUUACCAGCAUUAGAAAUCCUCUGUUGGCAAAAUCGAGUUGUUGCUGUGUAAGCUCUUUAACAUUGUAUCAUGUGGAAGUCUGAGCCACAGCAGAGCCAACGACUGUGGGAGAAGAGAGAGGGAGAACACAAUUAUUAACUUUUCCCCCUUUGUUUUUUUUAAAUUUGCACAGUGGAAGACACUGGUGUGUAAUACACCCUACAACACUUUAUAGUGACAGAAGGACAUCUUUCUUGUUCAAAUAGGCAGAAAACAAUACCCUAUGAUUUAAGAGUCCAUCACAUGUAAGAAUGCAGUUCUCUCAUAUAAGAAUGCAGUUCUAUUAUCAGGCAUAGGUUGAAUGAGAGAAAAAGUCAGCUGAUACUUCUUCUAGGACUGGUUGUUUUUUGUUUGUUUUUCUUUUUUUUUUAAUAUUUAUUUUUUUAGAUGUAGUUGGACACAAUGCCUUUAUUUUAUUUAUCUAUCUAUCUAUCUAUCUAUUUAUCUAUUUAUUUAUGUGGUGCUGAGGAUCGAACCAGGGCCUCGCACAAGCCAGAUGAGUGCUCUACCACUGAGCCACAACCCCAGCCCUUUUGUUUGUUUUUCUUUUUAGAAUUUUUUAAUAUUUAUUUUUUUAGUUUUCGGCGGACAAAACAUCUUUUUUGUUUGUAUGUGGUGCUGAGGAUCGAACCCGGGCCACACGCAUGACAGGUCUAUGAAGGGCUAGAUAUCAUCACCAACAAGGUUUCUGCCCAAGAGCAGAGAAUCUGCCAGCACCAUAUGAUCAGCUUCGUGGAUCCUCUUGUGACCAAUUACACAGUGGUGGACUUCAGGAACAAAGCAACUGCUCUGAUUGAAGAUAUAUUUGCUCGAGACAAAAUUCCUAUUGUCGUGGGAGGAACCAAUUAUUACAUUGAGUCUCUGCUCUGGAAAGUUCUUGUUAAUACCAAGUCCCAAGAGAUGGGCACUGAGAAAAGGGUUGACCGAAAAGUGGAGCUUGAAAAGGAGGAUGGUUAUGUACUCCACAAACGCCUAAGCCAGGUAGACCCAGAAAUGGCUGCCAAGUUACACCCACAUGACAAGCGCAAAGUGGCCAGGAGCUUGCAAGUGUUUGAAGAAACAGGAAUCUCUCAUAGUGAGUUUCUUCAUCGGCAACAUGCAGAGGAAGGUGGUGGUCCUCUUGGAGGUCCUCUAAAGUUUCCUAACCCUUGCAUCCUUUGGCUUUAUGCUGACCAAACAGUUCUAGAUGAGCGCUUGGAUAAGAGAGUGGAUGACAUGCUUACUGCUGGGCUCUUGGAGGAACUAAGAGAUUUUCACAGACGCUAUAAUCAGAAGAGCAUUUCAGAAAAUUGCCAGGACUAUCAACAUGGUAUCUUCCAAUCAAUUGGCUUCAAGGAAUUUCACGAGUACCUGAUCACUGAGGGAAAAUGCACACCAGAGACUAGUAACCAGCUUCUAAAGAAAGGUAUUGAGGCUCUGAAACAAGUAACUAAGAGAUAUGCCCGGAAGCAAAACCGAUGGGUUAAAAACCGGUUUUUGAGCAGACCUGGUCCCAGUGUCCCUCCAGUAUAUGGCCUAGAGGUGUCUGAUAUCUCAAAGUGGAAGGAAUCUGUUCUGGAACCUGCUCUUGAUAUAGUGCAAAGUUUUAUUCAGGGUCACAAGCCUGCAGUUGCUCCAAUGAAGAUGCCAUUCAAUGAAACUGAGAACAAGAGAAGUUACCAUAUGUGUGAUCUCUGUGAUCGAAUCAUCAUUGGGGACCGUGAAUGGGCAGCACAUAUAAAAUCCAAAUCCCAUUUGCACCAACUGAAGAAAAGAAGAAGAUUGGACUCAGAUGCUGUCAAUACCACAGAAGGCCAGAGUAUUUCCCCAGACUGUGACAAAGAAUUUAAAGAGAAGGGAUUCUCACAGCAGAAUGAUGAAGAGCUGAAAUCCAGCAUUUAAGAGACAUGUUCAGUGGCCUUUGCAAAGGUGGUGGGAAUACAGUUGAGGAUGGAGGGCUGUGCCUGUCUCCACAUCUGGGCUGAGGAGUACUGUUUAGAAAGCCUCACCAUUUUCUUUCAUUAAGUGGUGUGGUUUAAAAGUCUCAUGUUGUCUGUAAUGGAAACAGCAGGUCUUUCAGCUCCUUGUGUGGCUGUUGUGUCAGGGUAGGAAUUUUUUUUUCUUUGAACCUUAAAAGAUUUUAUUUUAAAAAGAAGCACAGAUUAUACAUUUUUAUACUUGAGGAUCUUUUUAGUGGUGAACACCAGGAUUCAUUACAUCUUUUAAAAGAAGUUUUUUGUUUUUUUUUUUUUUUUAAUCCCUGAUGCUGGAUAAAAUUUCUAAUUUCCAGCUGCUUCUGUAGGUGACUGAGAUAUUGCGUGCCACAAAUCAGGAAUUCUGGAUUUGAGUGGAUGGCAGGAAAGGACCAUCCCCAGUAAGAUGAUUAAGUGAACCAGACAAGUUCUUAGAAUUCCACAGUGAAGGAGGGAAUCAAACUGAAUUGUUGUUACCUGGAACUUGAAGACUAAAGACUUUGAAAUUCUUUGAGCUACUACUGUGUGAUAAUUGCCAUAAUUGUUGUGUUCUUGUUGAGUUAGAAAUCUCUGUUUUAAUUGAAAGCCAAAUAAAGUUUACGAAAGCCUCUUUGAUAUUAAAAAAAAAAUUGUAAGCCUGCAUCCAUUU
This is a messenger RNA of Marmota monax (woodchuck), 2899 nucleotides long. It is a transcript of the gene Trit1, whose product is annotated as tRNA isopentenyltransferase 1. Gene Ontology annotation, cellular component: mitochondrion. Lineage: Eukaryota; Metazoa; Chordata; Mammalia; Rodentia; Sciuridae. Bases 1019 to 2179 code for a protein of 386 amino acids. The transcript has 11 exons. Gene Ontology annotation, molecular function: ATP binding; tRNA dimethylallyltransferase activity. Gene Ontology annotation, biological process: tRNA modification. The record is from RefSeq and is a predicted model, not a curated record.